GCUUCCCGAAGCUAGCAGGGUUGGUGUGUUUUUAUCUCAGACUGUGAGCACUAAACCUUCGACCAGACGGGGGAGACCCUAGUCCAGGUCGAGCCCCCGGUCUAGGCUUUGUGCGCGCGGUUGUGUGGACCAUGUGGGUGACUUGAGUUGCGUUUGAAGCCGGUCGUGUAACCGUUAGCAUCCUGUUGAUAGCAACCUAGCGGGCUGCUACCGCUGUCCGAGGUGCUGAACCCCGGGUCGGGACUCCCGGAUCCUCAGUGGUUGAGGGUCUUCAGUCCUGGUUCAUGAUAUUGUUAUCGUCCAACACGUUAAAGAAUAGCAUGUGGUGUUGUGCUCGACCGAGUUGGGAUGAGGCCGAUGAUUUAACACACCGAUGCUAAUCUGGAGCUAGGCUAUGUUCCGCAGUGGGUCAGAUAACUCGUCCUUCAUGUGUGUGGGAAUAGGUGAUGGAUGUGUCUGUGUCUGUGCGUGUGGAGGUCGUUUCACGGUGAUGUGUGUGGGGAUAGGUGGUGGAUGGGUUGGUGCGUGUGGAGGUCGUUUAACGGUGAUGUGUUUAUCAGUGCGUUUGGAGGUCGUUUCACGGUGAUGUGUGGGUCUCUGUUCUCGUGUAACGCCGUGUCUCCUGGUCUGUCAGCAGGAUCCGGUGUCGCAUUGAGACCGAGAGGAGACGAACCGCUGGAGCAGCAGAAUGAACAGUCGCUGAAUCAUCUGGUGGCAGAGGAACGACACGCGUCAGGAUCUAUCCCCGGCACGGCCCCACUGCAACAGAGCAGGUCUUAUCCUGGUCUUCAUCAUGACGUCCUCCAUGCUCCGCAGGCAGCUCAAGAACCUGGUCCAGAACUACUCUGAGGCCGAGGUCAAGGUAAGGGAGGCCACCUCUAACGACCCCUGGGGUCCGUCCAGCUCCCAGAUGGCCGACCUCUCCGACCUCACCUACAACGUGGUGGCCUGCAACGAGAUCAUGACCAUGCUGUGGAAGCGCCUGAAGGACGACAAGAACUGGAGACACAUCCACAAGUCUCUCACCCUGCUGGAGUAUCUGCUGAAGACGGGCGACGAGCGAGUGAUGCUGAAGAUGAAGGACAACAUCUACAUCGUCAAGGCACUUACAGAGUUCCGCUUCAUGGACAAAGACGGCAAGGACCAGGGCACCACCGUGCGGGAGAAGGCCAAGGUGGUGCUGGUGCUGAUGGAGGACGACGAGAAGCUGAAGACGGAGCGAGACUUUGCGGUGAAGACCCGAGAGAAGACCUCUAAGAGCGCUGCAGCCUCCUCCUCAGACACGCCCAAGGACGCCAGCUACCGGCCGUGCUACGUGGCCGGGGCGUCCGGCCUGCCCUCCCUGGACAACAUCCCCUCGGUGGCCGACCUCACCGCCUCCUUCGCCGCCCGCAAGGAGGAGCGGCUGAGGCAGGAGGAGGAGAAGAAGGAGGCGGAGCGGAGGUCCAAGCUGACGGAGGAGGAGCUGCAGUGGGAGGACGCGGGCAGACCAGAGGCCUCUCGACCCCCGCCCCGGGCCAGGGACCCCCCGGGCGCCCAGCUGGAGCCCGCCCCCCCUGAGGAGCCCCAAGAGGCGGCCGACCCGUGGGGCGCGCCCCCCAAGCCGCCCAGCGACCCCUGGGGGGCUCCGGCCAAGACGGAGGAGGACCCCUUGGCCGCCCCCCCGGCCGCGGAGGACCCGUUCUCCUCGCCGCCCUGCGACGGCGAGGACCCCUUUGUGGCGUCAAAGGACCCCGACGACCCCUUCGCCGCCCCCAAGGACAGACCGGACCCCUUCAGUGCCCCCCAAGAGAAGCCCUUCGGCGCGCCUAAGGCCGGCCCGGACCCCUUCUCUGCGGGCAAGGAGGAUCCUUUUGCUGAGCCUCAGGGCACAACGGACCCCUUCGGGACGUCCAAGGACGACCCCUUCAGCGCGGCGCAAGACUUCGACUUCAGCGCCUCCAAGGACGACCCCUUCAACCCCCCGAAGAACCAUGCUGUCAGCACCCCCAAAGCUGACCCGUCCCCAGCAAACAAUGACCCCAUCGACCCCUUUGCUACGCCAGCGCCAUCCCCCCCUAAAGGGGACCCCUUCAGCACCCUGUCCAGCUCCCCUAAAGGGGACCCCUUCAGCACCCUGUCCAGCUCCCCUAAAGGGGACCCCUUUGAUACCCUGUCCAGCCCCCCUAAAGGGGACCCCUUCAGCGCCCUGUCCAGCCCUCCUAAAGGGGACCCCUUCAGCGCCCUGUCCAGCCCCCCUAAAGGGGACCCCUUCAGCGCCCUGUCCAGCCCUCCUAAAGGGGACCCCUUCGACACCCUGUCCAGCCCCCCUAAAGGGGACCCCUUCAGCGCCCUGUCCAGCCCCCCUAAAGGGGACCCCUUCAGCGCCCUGUCCAGCCCCCCUAAAGGGGACCCCUUCAGCGCCCUGUCCAGCCCCCCUAAAGGGGACCCCUUUGACACCCUGUCCAGCCCCCUCAGAGAGGAGCCCUUCGUGGCCCCCACCACCCCCCCCAAGGCCGUCCCCUCAGACCCCUUCGGCGCCCUGGCCGGGAGCCCCUCUGUGGACGCCUGGGAGCCCACCGCCAGCUCCCCGUCCGCGCCGUCGGACCCCUGGGCGGCCCCAGACGCCGCACCAGCCAAUCCGGACGAUGCUUGGGGCUCGCCUGCCCCGCCCCCAUGCUCCGCCCCCUCCGAUGACCCGUUCGGAGACGGGCCGCCCAAAGCCAGCGACCCCUGGGGUGCCCCCGGCAAUACACCUAGCAACGGCACAGAGAACUCCUUCUAGAGUAGAUGUGGGUCCUGGUCUGCUUACAGGUGGGCCCCGGCCGCCCCCCCCCCACCGGACCCCCCCCAGCCGGGCCGCGGCGGCCUCCUUCCUGGGCUCG
Molecule: messenger RNA, 2864 nt
Organism: Gadus macrocephalus (Pacific cod)
Lineage: Eukaryota; Metazoa; Chordata; Actinopteri; Gadiformes; Gadidae
Product: epsin-1-like
Exons: 9
Coding region: 794-2764 (656 amino acids)
Biological process (GO): endocytosis
Cellular component (GO): endosome; clathrin vesicle coat; plasma membrane
Molecular function (GO): clathrin binding; phospholipid binding
Source: RefSeq, a predicted model, not a curated record